UUAUUGGACUAACAGUAAAACAACGCCACACUGGUUCAGCGACGUGCAGCGCAACUAUUAAUUUAGUGACGUUUACCUUUUUUUUUCUUUAACCUUCCACCACAUUUUAUGCUUAAUUACUCGUUUGACUGGACUUUCAUUCAGUAAUGGCGUGUCCUUUUAGCCACACAGCGUCAGUGGAGUUGAACCCAGUCCUCCUCCCUCUGGACUGGCUUCUGGGUACCUGGGAGUCAGAUGAGCCUGGUGAAGGCUGUUUUCCGUCCAUAAAACCGUUCAACUACACAGAGACACUGCACUUCAGCCAUGUGGGACAGCCUGUCAUCAACUUUAUGUUUAAUGCCUUCCAUGCAGAGAGCAAGAAGCCAAUGCACAGGGAGUGUGGCUUCAUUCGAAUGCAGCCGGGAACAAACAAAGUGGCGUUCAUCAUCGCACAGAACUCAGGUAUAGUGGAGAUUGAGGAGGGAGAGCUGACGGCACAGCAGCUGAGCCUGCAGAGCCAGGCUGUGGCCAGAAUCUCUUUCGCCCGGGAGCCGCAUGUUCAGCAGAUUUCUAGAGUGUUUCAGCUGCGACCUGAUGGCAAGCUGGAGCAGACAGUUUCCAUGGCGACAGACAACCAGGAGCUGAUGCAGCACUUGCACAUCACCUACCGUCGUUCAUCUUGACCCAACAGGCUCCUCGAACAAAGAUAUACCUCGGUUAGGGAAGAUAAAAGCAGCUAAAAAAAAAAGAGCUUGAUCAAUAAUCACAGCUGAGUCAGAUCAUAUAAACAGAUAUACAGCAACAUAAUAACAUAUUAAAUGUGGUAGAGGGUUUAUGGGUGCCAUAUUGGAGUAUGUGUGUACUAAAAAAUAUAACUGAGUAGUGUUUAGGCAGUACAAUGAGACCAAUCCGCCAAGAGUUAAUGUUACAGUCAAAUUAAAAAGAUUAAAGGGGCCCUGUGGAGUUCUCUUGUAAACAAACAAAAAGUGGUGUUUACAUCCUGUGUUACCAAAACACACAGUGUGUACCCUCGAGGUCUCAGAAAUGUGUCGAGUGUAUUUCCUCACUCGGGACAUUUUGAGCCCUGCGUUAUUUACGUCCAUGUCUACUAGCUAGCAGUUUUCCUCGUCCUUGCCUUUUCUGCCACACUGCUGCAAAACUUGGCUCAUCACCGCCACACGCACUGUCGAAUAGUGUGAGACAUCAGCAGCAAGGUGCACCAGACAAAAUGAAUAAAGGGAACACAGUCAUGGAAAAAUGGCUACAAAGUUCUUCAAGAGGGCAAAAGCUCCACAGGGAACCUUUAAUCUAAAAACAUUAAGACGUCAUAUUGCACUUUUAUUAAGCUGUUGCACUUAGUGGCCUCUGUUAUGCAUGGGUGCUUCCAUUAUCUUAAUAGUUAUUGUCUAUGUAUUUAAUCUUGUAGCUGUAAAGCUUAUAAAUCAGUGAUAAAUUAAUGUUAAGCACUGUCUUCUUCUCUUUACAUGUAAUUGCACAAUCAUAAGAUUGAACACUAUAG
Acanthopagrus latus (yellowfin seabream) is the source of this 1498-nucleotide messenger RNA. RefSeq names its product THAP domain containing 4 (gene thap4). The record is from RefSeq and is a predicted model, not a curated record. The transcript has 5 exons. NCBI's taxonomy places the organism in Eukaryota, Metazoa, Chordata, Actinopteri, Spariformes, Sparidae. The coding region runs from base 147 to 662 and encodes 171 amino acids.